AUGAGCUCGCCAUGGUCCUUACUCCUGCAACACGUCUCUCGUAAGAAAACAUUGGUACGACAAGUCAUGGGAACAUCAGCCUUUUCCGCCUUCAACAAUGGCAGUUUUGGCACCGUCAGUCAAGCCAAUGGCAGCAGUCCUGCUGUAAGCCCCCAACAUACUGUCACUGCGAUGGGCAGGUGGUCCAUCCUCAACAAGCAGCUCCCAGCUGUCGACAAGAUCCAGGCGAUUCACAUCUACGAUUUUGAUAAUACCCUCUUCAAAACCCCUUUACCCAAUCCCAAGAUCUGGAACAACCCAACGAUAGGCACACUCUCGAACCCCGAUGCGUUUGUAAACGGUGGAUGGUGGCACGAUUCCCGGAUUCUCGCCGCGACGGGCGAAGGCAUCGCGAAAGAGGAGCCGCGCGCAUGGGAGGGAUGGUGGAACGAGAAGAUUGUCGAGCUCGUCCAACUGAGCACACAACAAAAGGAUGCUUUCUGCGUCCUGUUGACCGGUCGAUCCGAGUCCGGUUUCAGUGAACUGAUUAAGCGGAUAGUAAAGAGCAAGGGUCUCGAGUUCGACAUGGUUUGUCUCAAGCCCGCCGUCGGCCCUGAUAACCAGCAUUUCACCAGCACACUCGACUUCAAGGAGAAAUUUCUCAGAGCUUUGAUGGAAACAUACAGACAUGCGGAGGAGAUUCGUAUCUACGAAGACAGAAUAAAGCACGUCAAGAGCUUUCAGACUUUCUUGGCGAACUUCAACGAGCAACAGAAUACCUCGCCGACGAGAGGCCCGAUCAAUGGGGAAGUGAUUCACGUGGCAGACAUGGCAGCCUAUCUCGACCCGGUGGUGGAAGUGGCCGAGGUUCGGUCCAUUAUCAAAGAUCACAACGCGUCACUGACCAAAAGACGACGCGGCUCCCGAGGCGAGCGCUGGGUGAUCAAAAGACAAGUUUUCUGGACGGGGUAUCUAAUCUCUAGCGCCGACACGCGACGGUUGCUGGACCUGAUGCCAAUCCCCAACUUUCCCGACAGCGAGAUUAAGCUGCAUGCUAAUAACAUCAUGAUUUGCCCUCGUCCUUGUCCGGAGGAUCUGCUCCGGAAAGUCGGUGGUUGGGGCAAGAGGAUGAGCUGGCAAGUCAGUGGCACGGCUUGCUUUGAAGACAACGUCUGGGCUGUUUCUCUGAAGCCUGUCCCUGCAGACGCGUCAUACCACACUGGAAACCCGGUCCCGCUGGUCGUCCUCGCCCUCAGGAGGGGCGCGAGACACGCGGAUGCCGCAAAGAUUCAGCACUGGAAGCCGGUUUCUCCGGAGCAGGCGUUUGUGUUUGAGACAAAGGUUGCCGAGAAAGUGCUGCUGCGCAUUGAUGGGACGAGUCAUAGGGAGGGUUCUUACGACGGCGGCUACUUUAGAGGAGCGAAGAGGAAGCAUACCGCUCAUGAGGAUGAUUUCCGGUCGAGACAGGGGAACCAUCACCACCAUCCUCCGACUGGUCCUGGUGGCGGUGGGAGGAAUUUCAAUAGCAAUAAUAACAACCAAAAUAACUUUCCACAGGUCAGUCGGGGAGGGAAUCGGGGAGGUGGCGGUGGUUUUGGUCGGGGUGGUGGAAGAGGAGGUGGUGGGAACUUCAGGGGCCAACGCGGAGGGGCUCCUAAGGGGGCCCGCGGCGGUCGUGGUGGGGGAGACAGGGGAGGUCAUCACACUCAUCACUACAAGUCGCUUGACGAUGUUGGCGGGAGAGAUAGCCAGGGAGGGUUUGCAGCCAUGUACGAGGAUACACAGCAGCCUAUCCCCAAGGGGCCCUCGAAUCCCUCUAACCCUGGAUUCUACCAUGCGAAUAAUCAGCAAAAUAACAAGUCGAAUAAUAACGGUGGGUAUCAAGGCGGCGGCGGCGGGGGAGGUUAUCAAGCUGGGGGAGGUGACGGGGUAGGAAAUUAUUACUGA
Molecule: messenger RNA, 1926 nt
Organism: Podospora anserina S mat+
Lineage: Eukaryota; Fungi; Ascomycota; Sordariomycetes; Sordariales; Podosporaceae
Exons: 3
Coding region: 1-1926 (641 amino acids)
Biological process (GO): box C/D sno(s)RNA 3'-end processing; rRNA methylation
Cellular component (GO): box C/D methylation guide snoRNP complex; small-subunit processome
Molecular function (GO): histone H2AQ104 methyltransferase activity; rRNA methyltransferase activity; RNA binding
Source: RefSeq, a predicted model, not a curated record